GUUAUCAAAUAUUUUUUCACUCCCUCUACGCUCGCUAGAUCGUUCACAACAAAUUUUUCAUUCUUCGGGGCUUUACCAAAAAAAAAAUGGCUGAUGAGGAUAUUGAAGAAAUAGCUGACAAAUUUGCAGGCAAAUUCGACGUUAUGACUUGUUCAACAGCCUGGGACAGAAGCGUUUUAGCUGAACGUGAACUAAAGAUCUCACAAGCGGUGUGUUUGCUUUGGCAAAAUUCGACGACCGGUGAGGUGGCUGGCCGACACAGUGAUCUCCAUUUGCUUGUUUGUGUCUACUGCGCUGGCUUGUUAGACCUCUUGAUCAUGGAGAAAAUUCGUAUCAACGAUAUGCUAUCCACAUGUCUCUGCCUUGUUUCCAAGAAGAAAAUGGUUGAGAUCGACCAUAACCAAGGUACAUCAACGUAUCUCGAUAGCCUGGGUCUGACUGAGAUAAUGGACCAACGCGAUAAUCCACGCGAGUUGGUCGACUGGCUUGAAGAAAGUGUUGAUAAAGAUGACGAUAAAAAUGCGUCGUAUGUCACUCUUGAGAGUUUGGUAAAAGGUGGCUUCUUCAGAAAAGAAAAACUCUCCGUUGGCACAAGAUUUUAUCUCAAUAAUCAAGGUACAUUCACAGAAAUUAAGCAAAGUUUGGUACAGGAUAUGCGCGACUCUCUUCUUACCGAGAAGACACCUGAUCUCUAUAUGCGAGUGAUAUUGACCUUGCUACAAGGAGCCGAUCAUUACCGGGACAACUACGACAAAGAUAAGAUCUUUAAGCAGUAUUUCAGCAAACCUGAAUACAAGCAAGCCAAGGCACGACUAAAAAUCAUCUCACGUGAUUGGCCCCCAAUCCCUCCACCUCCUCCUGCCCCGGCGACAACUACUACCACUGCAUGAAAGGGACUAUUACUUGUUGCAUGAGAGUUAUUUGAAUGUUUACAUAGAUUUUGUCUAUUAACUUACUGCGUUGACACACAAUAGAGUCUUUUUUAUUUGUUUUUGAGGAUCAACAGAAUUUAGAUUUAAGAAUUACAGUACAUUAUUUAAAAUGGAACAGGCCGGGAAACUUACAGUUGCUUGAACCCGUAAACUCCACUUACAACAGGAACGACAACAUCAACAAGAAACAACAACGGCAUGAACAGCAGCAAUAACAACAACAGCAACAACAACGACAAAAACAGCAACAAUAACAACUUAAGCAAUAGCAGAAGUCUCUGCCGUUGUAACGUCAAAUUAUAUGAUAUUGAUAUCCGUCGUUCCGUUGUAAAUAUUUGCAGUUAUAUUGUGUGUACUAACGUUUAGAAUGCCUCAAAAUGACUGAAAGGAUUGCCUGGCGCAAUCAAAGCACGUUUAUUAGUUAGCUCAGUGAUUUAUCUCUCUCUCUAUAUAUAUAUUGACGAAUUAUUGUAAUGCACUCGUGGGAACUAGAUGUUACCUAUUUGCGAGUAAUUACCAAUGUAAAAUGAAAUAUUAUUGAGUUUGUAAGAAAUAUUUACUGUCAUUAAAU
Dendronephthya gigantea is the source of this 1503-nucleotide messenger RNA. RefSeq lists its product as uncharacterized. The record is from RefSeq and is a predicted model, not a curated record. Bases 87 to 890 code for a protein of 267 amino acids. NCBI's taxonomy places the organism in Eukaryota, Metazoa, Cnidaria, Anthozoa, Malacalcyonacea, Nephtheidae. The transcript is spliced from 3 exons. Gene Ontology annotation, molecular function: phosphatidylinositol-4-phosphate binding.